This is a messenger RNA of Rotaria sordida, 3314 nucleotides long. The record is from the annotation of a GenBank genome assembly. Lineage: Eukaryota; Metazoa; Rotifera; Eurotatoria; Philodinida; Philodinidae.
AGACGGAAAAUAAAUCAAAUAUUAAAAAGUCGAUUAAGAUGUGGGACGAUAGGAACUUUCGGAAAAGAACAAUUUAGGACAACAGUGAAAAAAAUUAAUACAAUUAACAAGAGAUAAAAUCAAAGAAAUGUGUUUUUUCAGCUGUAACGUUUCGUUAUUCAUAUAGGAUUCUUCAUCUUUUUAAAAAAACAGAAUUAAUAUACGAUAACGGCUCUAUCUAGUUAUUGUAUUAGAUAUCUGAUUCCUCAUAAAAUAAUUUCAAAUCUAUAUCAAAAUACGAGUUGACUGCUUCAGUUACAGUUAGUAAUCGUUUCUAGACUGAUAACUUUCUUAUUAAAUAAGUUAGAGGGAACAGUUUAUAGUUAUUUUGAAGAGCGCGUUCUACUGUACUUUUUCUCUAUAAAAGACAGUUCUGCAAGUAGAUUUAUUAAUAUGAAAAUAUCUAUGAAUGUCCUUUCUUCAUCUCCAAAAAAGUCAAUUUUCGUGAAAAACAUGAAAUUCGAGAUAAAUGCAUGGAAAGAUAGUCUAAGAUCUGUCUUUUAUAAAUGCCAUGAUUUUUUAUUAGCACUUCGUUUCUUUCAAAAAUUUCCGUUGCUUUCUGCUUGAAAAAUUUGAUUUUUUUCAGAUCAAGUAGAAAUUCUUUUUCACUUUUUAUGUUUUUUUUGAUCGCCCAUCCCAGAAUUCUCGAAGGCACUUCUUAAAUUUUUUUACUAUUGUAUAACAAAGUACACAUAUAAUUCGAGCGCCAUUUUCAUCGAUUUUUGAGGGGAAAUCCUAAACGAAAUGAUUCAGGACUUCAAGCACAUCCUUUUCUGCAUUAGGUUCAAGUCAUUUUGAUAUUUCUUCCAAAGCGUUUCAUCAUUUGUUGGAAAUUCGAACAAUUGUUAAAGACAUUGUCAAUCAAUUUGAAAAUCUAUAAAAUUCUAUUUUGAUUAUAUCUCUUGAUUUACUUCUGAAUAUUGUCAAUGAGAUUAAAAUAAGAAGCAAGAAUGAAUUUUUUUUUUCUAAUGUUUUCGCUUAUUUUAUAGUUUCAACAGAAAAAAACAAUUUGUAAAAAUAUUCUUUACUGUCCAUGGACAGGCAUACCUUAUCUAGAUAUUGUUCGAAUAUUAACUGAUGAUGAUUCAUUUGUAUCAAAUACCGAACUUCUCAGUUAUAUUAAUGAAUAUUUUUGGCCUCGUAUUCAAUCUUGUACUAUUCAAUUAGCUUAUAUUGUACGUGAUAUAGGGCGUGAACAUAAAUCUGCAACACGACAAUGGACUCUAAAUUUAAGUUUAUUCAAUAAAAAUUAUUUUCACAACGCUUUUAUUAAAACUCCAUAUAAUUCUAUUGUUGUUUGUAAUCAAACAUCACAAGAAACUUCUAUUAAAAUAGUCGAUUGUAUUCAUAGUAAACUUCGAGCUGCAUUUGAAUUAACACAUUUAUUUGAAAAUUAUUCAUUAUCAUUAUUAGAAUUAACUGAUCUUCAUGCAAUUUCUAAAUUAAUUUCAUUCAAUUUUUUUAAAUGUACAAUUCAUUAUGGACCAAAUUUUGCUUAUGCUGUAACAUUGACAUAUAAUAGUAAUCAAACACAACAAGAAUUAAAUUCAAUUGUCGAAGGAACAUUUGAUUUACGUUUUCAAACAAUAAAAAAUACAUUUUUACCAACAUAUCAUCAAACAUUAAGUAGAAAAUUAAUUUUAUUUUUAAAUCAAACACGUUCAUUAAAACAAUUUAUACGAUUGUUACAUAUGACAGCAAUUCCAUUGUCUUCAAUUGCUCGACUAGAUUGUUUCAAUCGACCGAUUGUUUUUGUUAAUCAUGGUAGCUGUGCUCAAGCGAUUCUUGCACUUGUUCCAUAUACUGAAUCUCGAUGGCGUCUUAUAUUUGGUCAAAUAUUUACACUCGAUAUUCAAAUAUGUGGACCUAAUUUAAUACUUGUUCGUGAUGGUUCAUUUAGUGUACAACUGAAUAGUUCAUUAUCUGAAUUUGCACCAAUACCUAGACUUAAAGAAUUUUUAUCUGUAUAUGCCGAUGAUCGUGGUUUAACAUUUGAAUUUUCUGAUAUAACAAAUUGUUUUCAUGAACAAGAUUUUAUUUUUUCGGAACAGCAAGCAUCCCUACUACCACUGAGUUCAAAUCAAAUGACAAAUCAAACAUUAAACACAACAAAUGAUUCAAUAUUACAAAAUUCAUUCAUGGAAAUAACAACACAAUCACCAGUUGCAUCACCUAGUGAUAUUUAUGAUGUGAUAUUUCGAGAUUCAUUACCUAUUACCUCAGCAUCAAUGUCAUCCAACGUCAGAUCAGAUCAUACUGAUAAUCAACAAUUAUCAGUACUCUAUAGUUAUAAUCGUGAGUUAUUAACCAAAGUUAAUUAUCCUGUAUAUAUGACUCAACACACAUUUUUUCAAAUGCUUUUUACACCUGAUGGACAUCAAUGGUCAAAAUUAGAAUCAUUUCUUGCUUCAUCUCUUCUUGUAAGACAAUUUGCUAAAGCUGUUACUGAACCUGCUGAUGCAAAUAAUCCAACUGUUCGUUCUACACCAAAUGAACAAGAUACAUAUCGAAUAGAACAUUUGUCUCUUCAAAUAUCAUUUGUAUUCGAUAUUCCAACAACUCUAUAUCGAAUUUGUUUUAUAUCUUUAUUUGAUUCAACAUCACAACAACAACAAUCGAAUAUUUUCUGGUCACGAGAUGAACUUCAGAUAAUGGAAAUAUUUUUUAAUAAUACAUUUUUUCCAUUAUCACCAUUAUCAAAUUUAAUAAUGCCUUCAAUUGAUAUUUUAUCACUACAAGCAUCUCAAAAUCUCAGUACAGCUAUGGGUUCAUUUGAACGAAUGCUUUCACUUAUUCAUCCUCGAAUAUUAAAAGAUCUAGUAAAAAUUAUCGGACUUGAACAGAAUCCUGAAAGUCAUCAUUUAUGGCGAGCACGUUGGUGUUUAGCAAUACCCCAAGGUAGCGGCUUUACUCAAGUUGGCCAACCAGCAAUCUAUUAUAUGCCUAGUCGAUCAUCAUUUCUUUUUAUGUUUCAAUUUAUUUCUCGAAUAAGUCAAAAUGAUUCUCAAAUAAAUAUUAGUAAUACAUCAACAUUUAUUGUUCCAUUAAUACAUGAUAUGAUUAGUAAUCAAACAACUUUAUGGGAUGGAUUAAAUAAACAACCAACUAUGGGAAACGAAGUUAAAUAUCAAACUAUAAUAAAAAUUUUACAUACAUUAAGAGAAACAAUGAACCAAAAUUCAUUCGUUCUAGAUGAAUGUUCAUUAUAUCCAUCAAUACUUGAAUUAAUAACCCGUUUACAAAUUCCGUUCACAUCCAAUAACACAUCAUCAUAA